Lithohypha guttulata is the source of this 2643-nucleotide messenger RNA. RefSeq names its product Eisosome assembly protein (gene EIS1). The transcript is spliced from 4 exons. The record is from RefSeq and is a predicted model, not a curated record. Gene Ontology annotation, biological process: eisosome assembly. Bases 1 to 2643 code for a protein of 880 amino acids. NCBI's taxonomy places the organism in Eukaryota, Fungi, Ascomycota, Eurotiomycetes, Chaetothyriales, Trichomeriaceae.
AUGACCGACAAUGUGGGUGUCAAGCCCAGCUCAGCAUCAAUUCUCGGAAAGGAUGGAAAGCUCUCCAGCGCAAGUGCUGCACAAUCUCUGAAAUAUGCCAAAGCCCAGGAUCUACCCUCUUAUCCCUCUACCGGCGGAGUUCAACUAUCGUCUGCAGGCGCUGCAGCUAGUUUAGCUAACAGCAACCGCAAAUCCUUCGAGCACUGGACACCAGGACCUAUACCUGCAGCGAACAAGGCCGCAAUGCUGGCGAAAGACCACAAAAUGGAUCCGUUGUGGCAGCCCGAGGCGAGCGCGGCUGGUGCGGGAGCAGCACUCAAGGCACACGCAAAUCCAACCGAAGUCGAGCCAAUACAGAAACGAGCUCCUACUAAAUCCGCUACCCCGAGUGCUGCCUACGAUACACAGGAGGAUAGUCAUAGGAAGGCUAUGAUGGCAGCCACUGCUGUGCACAACAGACGGAGAUCUGGCUCUCUGCCCACCCAGCCAGUAGUGAAACCCGCAGACAAUGCUGCAUGGGCGUUGAAGGCUGCCACGAAAUCGCAAGCUUCUGUGAAAGCUCAUGCAGAUACUCCGGCCCAGCCAUCGCAAGCUUUUGCAAGUGGUGACCCGGGCUUUGAGGCAGCAAGGAUACAGAACAUCGCCAAGAACAACGUGAAUCGACAAAUGUAUACUGCAUCGCCACCAGUUUCGAUAGAGGUGCAAGAAAAGAACCGACAAGACACGUUACGCGCUUCUGCUGUGGCAAUGGCGCAGAAGAUGUAUGCAAUUCAGCAACAGCAUCUCGACGAGGCUGCUGGCAAGUCAGACGGACAUGCUCUCGCAGCGAGCAGAGCUCGUAGCUCAACCAUUACGGGCGCUGAAUCGGCAACAGUAAGCGACGCCCAAGCGGCGCGCAGUGGAGGCUACGAAAAUCUUGAAGAGGCCGCACGUAAAUUAGCUCAGGAAAGAUUGGCCAAGAUUCACGAUGAAAAUGCCGAAUACAGGAAUUACUAUGGCGCAACAUCGCCACAAAGGAGGUCCAGAUUAUCGAUGCGACGUGAUCGACGACCUUCAAACGUGGCAGACGACGACUCGGACGAAGAACAAUCAAGGAGAAUCAAAUCACAAAUGUCGAUUUUUCAAAGCAAAUUGGCCGAGGUAGACACCAAAAAGCGACAGCAAGAUCGAGAUGCACUUCUCCAGAUUGCGCAUCGCAACGUCGACUCACAGAUCCAGAAGAUGGACGAAAAGGUAUUCGAAAGUACUGGUAAAGCUAGCCCUGCACAAAUGGAGAAGUGGGAGAAGUCCGCACGCGAGAAGGCGCAACGUGACAGUGACGAACGCAUGCAGCACGUUGGUAAGGUCCAUAUUGGUGGUGGCAAGUAUUUGGAUCAGUCCGAAUUGGAUGCCAUUGCCAGAGCUCGACUGCAACCAACAUUGGAUGAUAUUACUGAGAAGGCUGAAAAGCAGAGAGCUCUAGACGAGGAGAGGCGGAUGGACCUUGAGCGCCAAAGGCAACAAGCAGAGCGUGAGAAAAUUCGAUCUGCCGAAACUGCUGCUCAAGUCAAGGCAGAACACGAACGAGAGAAGGCAGCGGCCAGAACGCUUAAGGAACAAGAAAAGGAACGUGCGCGUCAAGAGAAGGAGGAGAAGCGAAGGUCUAAGGAACCUAAGUCCGGGCUUUUGUCGUCGUUCCGCGGUCGUGGUAAUGCCGCAUCAGGCACGACUGGCGGCGAGACCGCAGGAGCUGAUGCUACAGCUGCUGAUGCCGUACCUGCCAGCAACGGUCUUCCCAACGACUUACCCAGGGCUGAAGACACUGGUGAAGGUGAAACAGUACACGAUCAAGUCACCUAUCCGACUGCCGAAUCUUCUUCACCUGUCAUUACAGCAUCUCAAGAAGCACCAACAACAUCGAUUGCCAACAAAGACGAAGCUGAAGUAGCUCAGCCAGCACUGAGCUCGUCGCUCGAAGGCCCAGGGACAGCAGAGAACAGGAUAUCGACAGAACAAGAGGCUGACCCCACCUCGCCUAAUCGAUCAGGUGUAAGAUCAUGGAUGAAGGUAAAGUUUGGUCGCAGAAGUGACGCACAGGAGAACACAGCACCAAGGUCAGUUCUAGCACAAACCGACAAGGACAAAACAGCGAAAGGUGCCGAGGUCCCCAGGACAGAUUCGAUGCGGGAUGUCGCGAUGGCCGGAAGAAGCAGCACGAGCGAAACACAGGACAUGUACGGAACGGGUGUAUCGCCUGAGCCAACUGCAGUUAAUCAAUCGUCGCAUGUGACGCGUGAGAGAAGCCCGUCUAUUAGCUCGCUGUCCAGCGACUCCUCGCAUGACAAGAACCUGGGCCCGGACAACAAUUUCAAUCUCGGUACGACCAGUAAUGAAUCCGAGACAAGAGGUCGAUCCGGCUUCAGAAACAAACUGAUGAAGAAGAUCAAACCCUCUAAGGACAAGCCGAAAGAAGAGGGCAAGGCUGUGACACCUGUUCUUUCCAACACGAGUGACGACGAGUUUGAAGAGGCCAGAGACACGUUUGAUGAGGAAACUAUGGCACCACCACCGCCUCUAUCAAGCUCUGCUGGCGAGAACAGCAAAGAAAAGGUAGUGACGCCAAAGGGGUCUCGUGAUGGCAGUCGAUUUACGGAGGUACUGUAA